AUGUCGCUACUGCGCUUGCCCUGUGAGCUUUUAUUGUCUGUUGCUGAGUCUCUUGAGACAGAGGAGGAUAUAAAUGCUCUAUCCCAAGUCAACCAUCUGCAUCAUGCUGUCAUCAACCCAUACUUGUAUCGAUUCAACGCACGGAACUCAGAAAGCUCAGCGCUCGUAUGGGCUGCAGCAUACGGAGCAAAAGAUACUGCACAAAUCAGCAUCCAGGAGGGCGCUUACCUGGACGCGAGCGACGAAACAGGCUUAACUGCACUGUCCUUCGCCGCGAUGAACGGGCACGAGGAGGUGGUCCAGCUUUUACUUGAAACCGGACAGGUUGAUCUGAACGCCGUGGAUUUUGAGCUGGGUCGGGCACCACUAGGCUGGGCUGCAGAGAAUGGGAGUGCCGCUGUAGUAACACUGUUACUUGACACAGGGCUAGUUGAUGUGAAUUCAAAAGAUCAUCUGCUUCUUACCCCACUAACAUUGGCCGCACAAUCAGGGUAUGAGGCGGUAGUGAAGGUUCUCCUCGACACUGGAAAAGCCGAUGUAGACUCAAAAGAUGUCACUGGGUCGACAGCACUCGGGUGGGCUGCGGAGUUUGGACAUGAGGCGGUGGUCAGGCAGCUACUGGAAACUGGACAAGCCGACGUGAACUCAAAAGACUCUGAGGCCGGCCGAACACCGCUAUCUCGAGCUGCAGAAAAUGGACACGAAUUCUUAGUCAAACUGCUGAUCGACACGGGAGAAGUUGAUGUGGAUACUAAAGACAAUUGUAACCGAACACCACUCUCCUGGGCUGCAGAAAAUGGACACGAGACAGUGAUCCGUCUAUUGCUAGAAACCAGACAGGUGGACAUGGACUCGAGAGAUUACGACGGCUCAUCGCCACUCGCUUGGGCCUCAAAGAAUGGCCAUGUUGCAAUUGUGAAGCUGCUGAUUGACAGUGGACGAGUGGAUGUAGACUCUAAGGACUUCCUGGGUCGGACACCAUUGUUUCAGGCUGUGGUGAACGGGCAUGAGGAGGUGACAAAUCUUUUGUUGAAGAGUAACGGAGAGGAUGGCGAGUCGAUUCCAGUACUUUGA
Molecule: messenger RNA, 1074 nt
Organism: Aspergillus bombycis
Lineage: Eukaryota; Fungi; Ascomycota; Eurotiomycetes; Eurotiales; Aspergillaceae
Product: ankyrin repeat domain-containing protein
Exons: 1
Coding region: 1-1074 (357 amino acids)
Cellular component (GO): cytoplasm; nucleus
Molecular function (GO): protein binding
Source: RefSeq, a predicted model, not a curated record